Ostrea edulis (European flat oyster) is the source of this 772-nucleotide messenger RNA. RefSeq names its product complement C1q-like protein 2. NCBI's taxonomy places the organism in Eukaryota, Metazoa, Mollusca, Bivalvia, Ostreida, Ostreidae. The record is from RefSeq and is a predicted model, not a curated record. Bases 47 to 685 code for a protein of 212 amino acids. Gene Ontology annotation, molecular function: protein binding. The transcript has 2 exons.
UUGCUGAAAAAAGAUAUAUGAAUUUGUUAACUCUCAGGACAUCACAAUGUGCAUCCUUCACAGAGAUCCUGAUUCAUUGAAGUCCACAAUGAAAACCAUGAAUAUGAUAAUUCUCAUGAUGUGUGUUGUUUGUUUCCUUUUCUUUGAUGAUGUCAGAGGUGGAGUGUCAGACACGAGAAGUAGGAUCCACACCUUACAGUCAUUAAUAUACAACAACGCGAAAACCACCGUCAAACUAGACUCUGCCGCACUGAAACAACUCAUCAAUUUAUCCGGAACCUAUGCAAACCCCCCUCCAAGAGUGAGUUUUUCUGUUUAUGUCAAAUCCAAAAUCUUGAAACUAGGAGCAUCCCAGACAGUGGUAUAUGACGGAAUCAUGACAAAUGAAGGGAAUGGAUAUAACGUUAGAAUGGGGGUGUUCGUGUGUCCUGUGACGGGAACCUACAUGUUUAUCGCAGAUUCUCUCUCUACUAAAAGUAACUUGCUACGUAUCGUCAUCAACAAGCAGACAGUAGGGGCUCUUCAGGUAUCGAGUGUACACGCAAAUCACCCUUGGCUUCAGAACAGUAGAACUGUCAUCGUCAAUGCUAAAAAGGGAGACCACGUGAAAGUUGUUAAUGUUGGAAAUGAGGGCACCAUUUACAACAAUCACUACUCCGGUUUCUCCGGGACACUAUUGUAUUGAACAAUGUUUUCAAUGUGUUUGAAUUGUCCCAUUUCAUGGAUGAAAAUGAGAAUUUGGUAAAAUGGGUUAAUAAAAUGAUUGAUUGUU